Phascolarctos cinereus (koala) is the source of this 1745-nucleotide messenger RNA. It is a transcript of the gene CUNH11orf86, whose product is annotated as chromosome unknown C11orf86 homolog. The record is from RefSeq and is a predicted model, not a curated record. Lineage: Eukaryota; Metazoa; Chordata; Mammalia; Diprotodontia; Phascolarctidae.
CUUUGUGGACUCUGGGUACUUAGACGGUGAGCCCCAGCCCUGACCUCAUCGUUCACUGCCAGCAGCGAUGGUGACCACUCGUAGCCAGUCCCUGAGGAUCCCCCGGCCCUCCUACAGCAAACUCCAGGAGAUCUGGGGGGAGCCCUCAGAACACGAGGGGCUAGUCCCCAAAGGGCACCAGAAGGCCCCCAGAUUCCAGAGGUCCCUGAGCUUCCGGCACCGCAGAGAGCAGCCACACUCCCGGUGCCUGGAAACCAGCUCUGGCCUCCCUGCAGGGCUGGACCCUCCUUCUCAUGACAUCGCCGCUGAGGGCCUGGGGGACACAGAGCAGCUGGUCCGAGGCAAACAUCAGGGGAAACAGAGAAUACAACAAUACAAGAAGCAGGUAGAUUAUGCCCUGAGAAGAACAUGGGGGAACUUUGUGGCCAACCUCCCAGGGGUGACCCUCAGCCGCUCGACUUGCCCUCGUUCCCCACUGGACGCUACCAGCUGAAGAAGGUCAGAUGUUGCUGGGAGGACACCUCUUCCCUGGGCUCCUCUGGGGCCCGUGAUGACCUGCUCUUUGUUGAGACUGUCCCAGACUCCUCUCAACGGGCUGCUGCUGCAGCUUCUUCUAGCUUGUCGGCUCCGUUCUGUUUGUGGCAUUUUAUGUACAAAAUUAUAAACUAUAGUUUACAGGCAUUUCCCUUCCUCAGCAUGAACAUCGCUCUUCACGUGGCUCAGCCAGGUUCUCUGCAGAUUUUCUAGGCUGUUUGCAGACCCCACAUUCCCUCCUGGUCCUCCCUGCCUGCUGCUGACUUCCUUCCUGAGGCUCUGAAGUCAGAGGCCGCUAUUCCCUCUGGGGCUCUUGGCUCUGAAGAAGAGGCCAGUCCUUGGCCCCGUCCCCCCAUUACUCUUGACAUCUCGCCCUUUCUACCAUGAGAGAAGAUAUUCAGGGACUUGGAGACUGGAGGGUUGGUGAAGCCAAAUUCCAGACUGAAACCCUCCCUGGACUCCAGGCCUCCUUCUGGGAGCUCUUUGCCGUCUGGUGUACAAGAUGCUCCAUCUUCUGACUUAGCGUUUUCCCUGGUUGCCCCCCAUGCCCGGCGUGCUCUUCCUCCUCAUCUCUGCCUGUCUUCCUGUAGACCCAGCUGAAAUCCUGCCUUCUACAAGAAGCCUUUCCAGAUCCCCUCAACUCUAAGGCCUUCCCUACCCCUCUUACCUCCAAUUUACCAGGGACAUAGCUCAUUGUUGUCUGCAUGCUGUCUCCCAUAUUAGAUUGUGAGCUCUCAGGAGAGCAGACCUGGCUUUUGCCUGCCUUUGUCUUCCCAGUGCUUAGCACAGCGCCUGACACACAGUAGGCACUUAAUUGCACAGGGAGUGACUGAUUGGCUGAGUGGAAACCUGGCCUCUCUGAUCCUCCCUAAUUCUCUGUGUGUCAGCAAGGAUCCAGCUCCUUGGCUGACCUAAGGGAGUGGCUGAGGUCCACCAGCAUCUGGACCUAUGACUGUCAUCCACAUAGACUCCUUUCCUGAGCAUUCUGCAGGACUGAUUACUCGGCAGGUCUGGAAGUGGGCUUCUAGCUUUGCCAGGAGGGGCAAGAGAGACAGAGGUGGUGAAUUCCUGCUGUUUCCAUGACCUCCCCUCCCCGAUGCUGCCCCUCUCCUGGCCUGAAGAGCCCCAGGAUAGCUGGAGGGUGGUCGGCCCCCUGCCCUUCCAGGAGACACGUUGCACCCUAGCCCAUGCCCCUCCUAGCCCGGUGUCUG